This is a messenger RNA of Ictalurus punctatus (channel catfish), 5751 nucleotides long. RefSeq names its product sphingosine-1-phosphate phosphatase 1b (gene sgpp1b). Gene Ontology annotation, cellular component: endoplasmic reticulum membrane. NCBI's taxonomy places the organism in Eukaryota, Metazoa, Chordata, Actinopteri, Siluriformes, Ictaluridae. The record is from RefSeq and is a predicted model, not a curated record. Gene Ontology annotation, molecular function: sphingosine-1-phosphate phosphatase activity. Bases 304 to 1605 code for a protein of 433 amino acids. Gene Ontology annotation, biological process: phospholipid dephosphorylation; sphingosine metabolic process. The transcript has 3 exons.
CGUUCCCGUUCCUGCUAGUCGCUUUACGUGAACGAUCUGUCAUUAACCGGAUAUUCCACUCGUGCGCGCGAGAUAACGGUGUUUUGUUACGUCGAGCGUGCGAACCGUCCUGGUCUCUCAAUGUUUUUCUUUUUAACUCGGGAAACGGCUCUGGAGCGUGUCAUUUUUCAGAACUAAAGCCCAAACUUUUCCGCCAUGGAGCGAGCUAAUCGAGCUAGCUAGACACAAAGCUGAACAAGCCGGCUAGCACAAAACAAACGCCGCUCUCGUUUGACCCGAUUCGGUGGCGCGGAGCUGGUAAACAUGGGAAGCGCUUUAAGGACGGAGUUAACGUGGCUGUUGAGUUCGUUGCACGACCCGCAGCACGUCGCCCGGUUUCAGGAGCUGUGCGGGGUGCGGAGCGCGUUCACCGGAAACCGAGCCGGCGCGCGAGACUCGUGCGGCGAAAAGAUGGACGGAGACAAGCGGAAGAGCGAAGGUAAAGGGAAGCAGCAAGACGUCAACGGCGCGGUGAACGGGACGGCGAACGGGGCCCCUGGAGAUAGCGCUCGCGCGUGCCCGUCUAACGGCUCCGGUAAGGGCGGGACUGCGCGAGGCCCGCUGCGCAGGAACUCUCUGACCGGAGACGUGGGCCACCAGUUCGUGAUCGAGAACCGGUUCCUGUACUACGCGUUCACGCUGGGCACGGAGCUGGGCAACGAGCUGUUCUACAUCAGCUUCUUCCCGUUCCUCACCUGGAACGUAGACCCGUACGUCGCGCGCCGUCUGAUCGCGAUCUGGGUCUGGGUCAUGUACCUGGGCCAGUGCACGAAGGACCUGGUGCGGUGGCCGCGGCCUCCCUCGCCUCCCGUGGUCAAACUGGAGGUGUUUUACGACUCCGAGUACAGCAUGCCGUCCACACACGCCAUGUCCGGUACCGCCGUGCCGCUGGGACUGUUCCUGCUCACCUACGGCCGCUGGGAGUAUCCGUUCCUUCUCGGACUCGCUCUGGCUGUGAGCUGGAGCGUGCUGGUGUGCGUGAGCCGCGUCUACAUGGGCAUGCACUCUGUCCUGGACGUGAUUGCCGGUUUCCUCUUCAGCCUGCUCAUCCUGGCCGUUUUCAGUCCAGUCCUGGAUGCCAUCGACACGUUUAACCUGUCUUCCACCUACGCCCCCGUCCUCGUCGUCUCGCUCCACGCCAUCUUGGGGCUUUUCUCCUUCACCCUGGACACGUGGAGCACGUCCCGUGGCGACACCGCUCAGAUCCUGGGCACGGGCGCGGGCAUCGCCGUGUCGUCCCACCUCAACCACCAGCUGGCUCUGAUCCACGAUCCUCCCGCCUCCAUGCUGCCCAUGCAGGCUCCGCCGCUCAGCUUCGGCCUCUUCGGCUGGAGCUUGCUCCGAUUCGUCCUGGGCGUGGUGAUGCUGAUGAUCACCAGGGCGGUCAUGAAGGCUCUGACGAUCCCCCUGGUGUGCCGCGUCGUCGGGAUCUCCAGCCGGGACGUCCGCAGAGCCAGGCAGCACAUGCAGGUCGAGCUUCCGUACCGCUAUAUCGUUUACUGGACCGUAGGGUUCAGCGCCUUCUUCCUCGUACCCUUCAUCUUCAGCCGCGUCGGCUUGUCCUGAUUGGCCGACGCAUCAAACGGGUUCAUAAACGGACAGAUCGGGGCUCGAGUUUUAGCGCUGCAGUUCCUCCAAGACAAAAAAAAUAAAUAUAUAUAUUCUUUUAAAAAUUCCCCAAAAUUCUUUGAGUUUAUCAUAAAAACCUGCACUGCCCAAAGCAAUGGCUUCUGAUCGACAUCUUACAGCAGUAUAGCACACAUUUAGAGCGAAUUCAUGAUUUUUACUUUUUUUUUUUUCCCUCCUUCUAAAACCAGGUUUUUACGUUCAGGGUUAAUAUCGUCGUGGCUUCCGUUUCUGACGCACCGUUUUUCGAAAUAUUUUCUUCACGUCGCGAAUAGGCACAUAUUUUAUCGAAACCCUGUGACUGCAAGUCCUCAGACUUUCCACUUCGCCAGAGGCACCUCGAACACUUGAAGAUCCCCCCACCCCCACCCCCACCCCCCCCACCCCAGAAUAAGAUUCCAUUAUUUGGGAUCGAGGACUUUUUCUUCUUAUGUAUUGUUUGUUUUUGUUUUUUUUCCACUUUAAUUUGUUCGACUGAAAUAUUUCUGACUGAACUCGGAAGACCUCAGUAUCCUCCGGCUGACCGGACGGACCCGACAGGACCGGGACGACCUCGCGGUUCGAGGCGGACAGCGUGGUCGUGCUUCUCCGUCGAUCCGUAAAGGUGUCCGCUGUGAGGUUUUUUUUAAACACCGAAGGCAGAGCUUUUUCGUUUAGUCAUUUAGAGAAUCUAGAGAUGUAACCACUCUCCGACACGAAUAAUUCAGGGAUGGUCUCUGUGCACACUUUCGCUCACUAAUAUGAAUGAAAACAAAUACUCUUAACCCUGUAAAACUGACGCCGAUCUUGGGAGAACGCGAGCGCGUUUUUUUACGCGGCGUGCCCGAUUCGUUAACAUGUUUGCGUUGUAACGUCCUGAACGCGACUGCGGAAUCUUCGGGAAGACCUACAGGGCCGUCGCUCCGGCGCAUAGUUCCAGCAUCCGUUGGGUGAUCCCAGUCGGGAUCGCGUUCACGCCGACGGUAACCUGCGCGCUCGCGCUGCCGUUGCAUUCAGACAAUCGGCUCUAACCACGCUGAGGUCGUUUCCUCACGACCGGCCUUUCUCAUGUUUCUCGUCAGGUUCAUUAAAAAUAAAUAAAUAAAUAAAUCCGGUUUUACCCCGUGCUCUGAAGGAGACGGGAAAACAAAUCCAACGUCUACCGCGUGAGCUCGGAGAGGUCUUCUGUUGAAAUGCACUGUUUCCCAGAAUGCACUGCUUUUAUGUCUGCUCGUGUCGUCGUCAGGCUUUUAUUUAAUUUCUUUCUCUGUGUGUGUGUGUGUGUGUGUGUGUGUGUGUGUGUUCUGCGUUCACACUAGCCAGAGACGAGUCGUUUGUGAGCCACUGUCGCUUGUGGGCGUGGCCUGUUCUGAUUUGAGACAGUAGUAGUUGUACAGUUUAUACGCGAGCGUUCGGAUGCACUGGUGCAGUUUUUGAUGCACGUUUCUGCGUCAUACCUAAUUUGCAUACAGCCCAAAUGACGGCGAAAACGGACAGUCGCUGGUCGCCGGUAGUGUGAACGCGAGGUUGAGUGUGUCCACUAUAAAUAAAAGUGGAGAAGGUGUGUACCUGGCAAUAAGAGCGGCAUCUCGUCCCUGGCCAAUAAGGGUGAAGCUUCGUGACGCGUCCAUCAGUUGUAUUAACUGAGUGACAUCCCGUAAUCGGGACGCGUGAGAAAAGCACUACAGCUGGACGUUCUGCACCGAUUCGUUCAAAAUAUGGAAUAAAAACUCCCAAGAUGUCCUUUCUUUUGUGCCCACAGGCGCUUGAAUACAUUUAUUUAUUUAUAUAAGUGUAGGCCCGAUCACCAUGCAAUCAAAUGUUCGGUUUUUUUAUUUUUUUUUCUUUUCAUCUUCAGUGAGGAAUCUAACUCUUGACUUUAAAAAGUAACCCAAAAGGUACCGAAGCAGCCGAGACGCGCUUCUCCAGAUCCUCGGAGGUGAAAUGAUACCAGAGCUGACCAAAAUGGCCGCCCCUUUUUUUAACCACAACCCCGAGGCGGCGAUUUACGUUCUUCCAUUUGAUCCUGAGCGCCGAGGACUCUUUAACCGUUCGGGUUUUCUCGCCACGUAGGUGGACCUCUCGCGCGGAGAGCGUUGGCGUCGGGUUUAUUUUUCGCGCAGGAGCGUUCACACGGACACGCCGUGAGGUCGUUUCCCGUCGCUUUCUUUAAAGUGCGGAAAUGUCCCAGGUUUAGUCGUCGUCGUCGUGGUGUCCCGUUUAAACGCAGGCUUCUGAGUGAGAUUAUUAAACAUCGAAUCAAAUAAAAAAAAGUGUCGGAGGAUGUGAUGUGGCGAUUCCACGCGGUUGUAACGGGCUCGAUCCGUUCCGCGUAGCUCCGACUGUGCCUUUCCCGUGUGGUAUCUCUCGAGAGUUUCAUUCGCGUUUGCGUACACGACGAGAACCCGGGUCUUUUUCUUUUCCGCUCAGAUGUCGAGCGACGUGUCCGGCCUCCGUCCACGAUGAAAGCAAUAAUAAUUACCCGCUUCCUGUCUGUUGAUUUGAAAUCAUAAGACGGAUAGGUGGAGCCUUCGGCAUGUAUCCUACUAUGCAUGUUCAACAUAAACGAGUACACGGCGCAAUCAGUGCUCUGUAAGUACAAUAGGGUGACGCCAUCCUUCCUUCCUUCUCCAUUUCCAUACAGGAAAUAUCUACAGCAAAUGUCGUACGGACCCGAAGACCGACUCGACUCGGAUCGUACAGUCGAGGACCAACGCGUGUAUAGUUACACUUUACCGUUUUUGUUUGUUUGUUUGUUUGUUUGUUUGUUUGUUUUUCCCCGUCUUUUCUGCUUUGUCUUCUCCCGUAGGAGAAGUGUUUGUGUAUGGAAGAGAGUCGGGACGCCCGUGACGUCAUUUAUUUCACUAGCUGCUUAGUAGCAGAGCUUCCAAUCGCUCGAAUUCAGACCAGUGAUGUGUAUGGGAUGGAUGGAUAGCGCCCCCUAGUGCGCUCUCAACCCCACAGUCUGGAUUUAACACUCGGGACGCGGCGUCCAGAGAGAUUACCGUGGGCAUGAAUGUUUUAAUGUUUGAAUGUUUUAUCUGAUUAACAAUUUUACUGUGUUUUACUAGAUCAGAAUGGUUGCGUAGUUAUCACAAAUGCAAAAGAAAAAAAAAAAGAAGAAGAAAAAAAAUGUUUUUGUUUAUUUUUUUUGACUGUUUUUGCGAUUGCAAAAGAAAAAAGCAAUGCCAUUUACAACAGCUGCCUUUUGUCGUUCGUUCUUACUGUAUGAUAUACCAUAUAACAUAAUUUAUAUUAUAUAAUAAAAUAAACUGCACUUGUUAUAGCGACAUCUGCGAUUAUAUAUUUAUUCGGGGUCACUGAGAGCGAUGCCGCAGCGGAGUUGUAUAAAUAGACAUAUAAACGUGGGGGAAAUGAGCAGGAAACGAAUGGCGCUAGUUUAAUUCUUAAGUGAUUUGUAAUUAGAGGUCAGGAACUUCCACGGAGAUGUCUGAUUUUAAAUAAUUUUUGUAAUGUUUUCUUUUUCUACUGGUGAAGGUGAGGCACUAGAGGUUGAAAUGAACAUACUGACAUGUCGGUAGUUGUUUUGUUUUUUUUGUUGUUGUUGUUGUUGUUUUUAGAGCUUUCCGAUCAUUUCUGACACUGUAAUCAUCUAAAAUGUCCACAGGAAAAUGUUUAUUUCACUGUUUUUAUUCACACAUGACCACUGCAUUGUCUGAAGCUUAGCAGUUUUGAAGAUCACAUCAUGUCCCCUAUCCCUGAACUGCUUGUUUCCUGAUGUCCAUGUCCACCUGUGUCAUUAGGAUAUACCUUUCAUACAGCUUCCUUUAUACACCUUCUACGCCGCACUGACGUGAAAACUCAUCCAAACCAAAAACAUUCUAUUUAAAAAACAAUAUAUAAUAAUAAUAAUAAUGUUAUCCUUCAAAUCUUCAUAUAUUCCAAACCAAAAAUCUCAUUUCCUACAUGAUCAGCGUCCGUGAUAUCCCGCGUGUGUAUGUCAUGUCCGUAAUUACGAGGUUAAUUACAUCAGUGCAUGGUAUUUUCUAUAAUAAUCAACAAUCUAUAUAAAUUCCCUACAAAACCUCUGUAAACGUCUUUAUCUCGUGAAAUAAACUUCACGGUGAAAUAAACAAUUUAACUCCA